AAAGAAAAAACGGGGAUAGAAAUAGUAUGAACGAAAAGACAUAGCUACCCUCAACCCUUUCUUCUAACGGAGGGUAGUUAAAUAAAUUCACAUGCACCGGAACUGUAAUCUUCAAUCCUAAACUGUUUCACUCUCUGCCAUUACUGCCAUAACUUGCUUUAGAUCCCCAAAACGUAACUCGCUCUUCCCGUAACUCACUGAGUCAAUUUGCGGCCAUUUCUCUGCGAGUUCCACCAGCCGGAGCGAGAGGAUCCUAGGUGCGUCACUGAGCCGUGACUCGUUCUUAACUCGGGAAUGGCUUCUUCGGAAGCCGAUUCCCGUCUGAAGCAGGUGCUCGUUCCCGCGCUCGAGAAAAUCAUCAAGAACGCGUCGUGGAGAAAACACGCGAAGCUCGCACACGAGUGCAAAUCCGUGAUCGAAAACCUAACCUCACAGCCGAAGCCUCAGUCGCCGGCCUCCGACGACGCCGCCGAUCUGGAGGCAUCCGUACCCGGCCCGAUCCACGAUGGAGGUCCAGUGGAGUACUCGCUCGCAGAGUCGGAGUCGAUCCUACGCCCGCUCAUCGCAGCCGCGGGCUCCGGCGUCGUGAAGAUCGCCGAUCCCGCUGUCGACGCCGUACAGCGACUCAUCGCGCACGGAUUCCUUCGCGGUGAGGCCGACUCCGGUGGCGGCGCGCCCGAGGCCAAGCUGCUCGCGAGCCUGAUUGAGGCAGUGUGCAAGUGCCACGAAUUCGGCGACGACGCCGUCGAAUUGCUCGUGCUGAAGACUCUCUUGUCAGCGGUGACUUCGAUUUCGCUGCGAAUUCACGGCGAUUGCUUGCUGUUGAUUGUGAGAACUUGUUAUGACAUAUUCCUAGAUAGUAAGAAUUUGGUGAAUCAGACGACGGCGAAAGCGUCGUUGAUUCAGAUGUUAGUGAUUGUGUUUAGGAGGAUGGAGGCGGAUUCGUCCACGGUUCCUGUUCAGCCUAUUGUUGUGGCUGAAUUGAUGGAUCCUGUAGAGAAAUCUGACGCGGAAAACUCCAUGACGCAGUCUGUACAGGGUUUUAUCACCAAGAUUGUGCAGGACAUCGAUGGAGUUCUGAAUCCGGUGGCGCCGUCAUCUUUGGGCGCACAUGACGGUGCCUUUGAGACAACAGUGGCGGCAACCGUGGAGGCUGCGAAUCCAGCGGAUUUGUUGGAUUCCACUGACAAAGACAUGUUGGAUGCCAAGUAUUGGGAGAUCAGUAUGUAUAAGACGGCAUUGGAAGGGAGGAAAGAGGAACUGGUGGAUGGCGAGGUGGUGGAGAGGGACGAUGAUCUGGAGAUUCAGAUUGGGAAUAAGCUCAGGAGAGAUGCAUUUUUGGUGUUCAGGGCCCUUUGUAAGUUGUCCAUGAAGACGCCGACGAAGGAGGCAUCUGUGGACCCUCAGUUGAUGAAGGGGAAGAUUGUGGCCCUGGAGUUGUUGAAGAUCUUGUUGGAGAAUGCCGGAGCUGUCUUCAGGACUAGCGAAAGCAGGUUUUUGGGUGCCAUCAAGCAGUACUUAUGUUUAUCAUUGCUGAAGAACAGUGCCUCAACUCUUUUGAUCGUUUUUCAGCUAUCUUGCUCCAUCUUCAUUAGUCUGGUAUCAAGAUUUAGAGCUGGACUGAAAGCAGAAAUUGGAGUAUUUUUCCCCAUGAUUGUUCUUAGGGUUCUAGAAAAUGUUGCUCAACCUAAUUUCCAGCAAAAGAUGAUUGUGCUUCGUUUUCUGGAGAAGCUCUGUGAUGAUUCACAGAUAUUGGUAGACAUUUUUAUCAAUUAUGACUGUGAUGUCAAUUCAACAAACAUAUUUGAGAGGAUGGUAAAUGGACUCCUUAAAACUGCCCAGGGUGUCCCUCCUGGUGCAACAACCACAGUUUUGCCACCUCAAGAGGAAACACUGAAACUUGAAGCCAUGAAGUGUUUAGUUGCUGUUUUAAAAUCCAUGGGAGACUGGAUGAACAAACAAUUCCGCAUUCCAGAUCCUCUUUCAGGCAAAAAAGUUGAAGCAGUUGAUAAUGAUCAUGAUGCUGGAGUUCCUCCCACUGCAAAUGGGAAUGGUGAAGAGCCAGCUGAAGGAUCAGAUACUCAGUCUGAAGUCUCCAAUGAGACAUCUGAGGUUUCAAACAUUGAGCAACGUCGGGCUUAUAAACUGAAACUUCAGGAAGGUAUAUCACUUUUUAACAGGAAGCCAAAGAAAGGAAUUGAAUUCCUCAUCAAUGCCAACAAAGUGGGUAAUUCACCAGAGGAAAUAGCAGCUUUUCUUAAAGAUGCAUCUGGGUUGAACAAGACUUUGAUUGGGGAUUAUCUAGGAGAAAGGGAAGAAUUAUCCUUGAAAGUAAUGCAUGCAUAUGUGGAUUCUUUUGACUUUCAAGGGUUGGAGUUUGAUGAAGCAAUCAGGGCCUUUCUUCAAGGCUUUAGACUGCCUGGUGAGGCACAGAAAAUUGAUCGAAUUAUGGAAAAGUUUGCAGAACGAUAUUGUAAAUGUAAUCCAAAAGUCUUUUCUAGUGCUGAUACGGCGUAUGUUCUUGCCUAUUCUGUGAUACUGCUUAACACUGAUGCUCAUAAUCCUAUGGUGAAAAACAAGAUGUCGGCUGAAGAUUUCAUAAAAAAUAAUCGUGGCAUAGAUGAUGGAAAAGAUGUACCAGAAGAAUAUUUGAGGUCUUUGUAUGAACGAAUAUCUAGAAAUGAGAUCAAAAUGAAAGAAGUUGAUCUGGAAACCCAGCAAAUUCAGGCUGUGAACUCGAACAGACUUUUAGGCUUGGAUAGUAUAUUGAAUAUUGUGAUCCGGAAGCGAGGGGAAGACAGUAAUAUGGAGACCAGUGAUGAUCUAAUCCGACAUAUGCAGGAACAAUUCAAAGAAAAAGCUCGCAAAACUGAGUCAAUCUAUUAUGCAGCAACUGAUGUUGUAAUCCUCAGAUUCAUGAUUGAGGUCUGCUGGGCACCAAUGUUAGCUGCCUUCAGUGUUCCUCUUGAUCAAAGUGAUGAUGAAUUUAUAAUAGCGCUGUGUCUUGAGGGCUUUCGAUAUGCUAUUCAUGUUACUUCUGUAAUGUCCAUGAAGACUCACAGAGAUGCUUUUGUGACUUCACUAGCAAAAUUUACCUCCCUUCAUUCUCCUGCUGAUAUUAAGCAGAAAAAUAUAGAUGCGAUCAAGGUGAUUGUUACUAUUGCUGAUGAGGAUGGGAAUUACUUGCAAGAAGCUUGGGAGCAUAUCUUGACCUGUGUUUCCCGAUUUGAACAUCUACAUCUUCUCGGAGAGGGGGCCCCACCUGAUGCCACUUUCUUUGCAUUCCCUCAAAAUGAUUCUGAAAAAACAAAGCAAUCAAAAUCAACUAUUCUUCCUGUUUUAAAGAAAAAGGGACCCGGAAGGAUGCAAUAUGCAGCUGCCACAGUGAUGCGGGGUUCAUAUGAUAGCACUGGAAUCGGUAGUAAUACUUCUGGAGCUGUGACUUCGGAACAGGUGAACAAUCUAGUCUCCAAUUUGAACAUGUUGGAACAAGUCGGAAGCUCGGAAAUGAAUCGCAUAUACACUCGGAGUCAGAAGCUGAACAGUGAGGCCAUAAUAGAUUUUGUCAAGGCUUUGUGCAAAGUUUCCAUGGAGGAACUUAGAUCUCCAUCUGAUCCACGGGUGUUCAGCCUUACAAAGAUAGUUGAAAUUGCACACUAUAAUAUGAACCGCAUCAGGCUUGUGUGGUCAAGCAUAUGGCAUGUUCUCUCAGAUUUCUUUGUAACCAUUGGCUGUUCUGGGAACCUUUCAAUUGCAAUUUUUGCAAUGGAUUCCUUGCGUCAGUUGUCAAUGAAAUUUCUGGAGCGAGAGGAAUUGGCUAAUUAUAAUUUUCAGAAUGAAUUUAUGAAGCCUUUCGUCAUUGUUAUGAGGAAGAGUAGUGCUGUUGAAAUUAGAGAACUUAUCAUUAGAUGUGUCUCCCAAAUGGUUUUAUCACGGGUCAACAAUGUAAAAUCAGGAUGGAAGAGCAUGUUCAUGGUAUUCACAACAGCAGCAUAUGAUGACCACAAAAAUAUUGUACUCUUGUCUUUUGAAAUUAUGGAGAAAAUUAUUCGAGAUUACUUUCCAUACAUCACUGAGACUGAAACCACCACCUUUACAGAUUGUGUUAAUUGUCUAAUUGCAUUCACCAAUAGUAGAUUUAACAAAGAGAUUAGCCUAAAUGCCAUUGCUUUCCUUCGAUUCUGUGCCACAAAACUAGCAGCAGGAGACCUUGGAUCUUCGUCCAGAAAUAGUGACAAGGAAACUUAUGGAAAGGUGUCUACUCCUUCACCUCGAACAGGAAAAGAGGGGAAACAAGAAAAUGGGGAGGUGACAGACAAAGAUGAUCAUCUCUAUUUCUGGUUUCCUUUAUUGGCUGGUUUGUCUGAACUUAGCUUUGACCCAAGAUCUGAAAUAAGGCAAAGCGCCUUGAAGGUCCUGUUUGAAACGUUACGCAACCAUGGCCACCUUUUUUCACUACCUUUAUGGGAAAGAGUAUUUGAAUCAGUCCUAUUUCCAAUAUUUGAUUAUGUUCGUCAUGCCAUUGAUCCUUCUGGGAGUAACUCAGAGGUCAAUGAAUCAGAGACUGACGGUCAGCUUGAUCAAGAUGCAUGGCUUUACGAGACAUGCACACUAGCCCUGCAAUUGGUUGUAGAUCUUUUUGUCAACUUCUAUAACACUGUCAAUCCACUUUUAAGGAAGGUUUUGAUGCUCCUGGUAAGCUUUAUAAAGCGCCCUCAUCAAAGCCUGGCUGGCAUUGGUAUUGCUGCUUUUGUUCGUUUGAUGAGUAAUGCUGGGGAGCUGUUUUCUGAUGAGAAGUGGUUAGAAGUGGUUUUUUCACUAAAAGAAGCAGCAAAUGCAACACUCCCUAACUUUCAAUUCCUUGACAGUGGAGACAUUGCGACUGGAAAUCAUGAACAUGCUUCAAUGGCUGAAGAUGACAGGGAUCCUGAGCAGUCUGGCUCACAUGAUAGUUUACAAAGCGUGAGGACUCAACAUCUUUAUGCACAUUUAUCUGAUGCAAAGUGCCGAGCUGCUGUUCAGCUUUUAUUGAUCCAGGCGGUGAUGGAGAUCUAUAACAUGUAUCGAUCUCAGCUUUCAGCAAAAGCUCUACUUGUCUUGUUUGAGGCUUUGCAUGAUGUGGCAUUACAUGCUCACAAGAUUAACAGCAAUCUCAUUUUACGUUCAAAAUUACAAGAGUAUGGCUCUAUGACUCAAAUGCAAGACCCUCCACUGUUACGCCUGGAGAAUGAGUCCUACCAAAUAUGCCUCACAUUUUUACAGAACCUUGUUGUGGAUACGCCUCCUAAUUAUGAGGAGAUUGAGGUAGAGACACUUUUUGUUCAGCUUUGUCAGGAAGUCUUGAAGUUUUAUAUUGAAGUUGCAGGUUCUGGAAGAGUAUCCGAAUCUUCUAAUGGUAGGCAGCUGAAUUGGUUAGUUCCACUAGGGUCUGGGAAGAGGAGAGAAUUGGCUGCACGUGCACCCCUUGUUGUGGCCUCUCUUCAAGGUAUGUGUAAUUUGGGAGAUACAUCUUUGGAGAAGAACCUGGAUCAUUUUUUCCCUCUUAUCACUGGCUUGAUAAGUUGCGAACAUGGGUCAACUGAGGUUCAGGUAGCUCUCAGUGAUAUGCUUAGUUUAUCAGUUGGUCCUCUUCUGCUACGCUCAUGUUAAUUGAUUGGGGUAAGAUCAACCCUGAAUUUUGAGAUAUAGGAUAUUUUUUCCUUAAAUCUUUUUGUUCAUAUUGUCUUUCUUUCCUACGGCUUGCAAAAGUGUAGUUCGAUAGUGUUUGAAUAGUUGGUAGUGAUUUUGUGUUUAUACCUUCCCGGCUCUUCUAUAUAUUAGAAGCCUAGGAUUACUGAUUCCAAUUUAUCUGUACUACCAGGAGGUUUAAUGUUGUAUCUUGUAUGCGUAAUUAUUUUAUCCCCAUUUUUUGAAA
Vigna angularis (adzuki bean) is the source of this 5914-nucleotide messenger RNA. RefSeq names its product brefeldin A-inhibited guanine nucleotide-exchange protein 2. Gene Ontology annotation, cellular component: trans-Golgi network. The transcript is spliced from 11 exons. Gene Ontology annotation, biological process: regulation of ARF protein signal transduction. The coding region runs from base 295 to 5649 and encodes 1784 amino acids. The record is from RefSeq and is a predicted model, not a curated record. Gene Ontology annotation, molecular function: guanyl-nucleotide exchange factor activity. Lineage: Eukaryota; Viridiplantae; Streptophyta; Magnoliopsida; Fabales; Fabaceae.